Necator americanus (New World hookworm) is the source of this 426-nucleotide messenger RNA. RefSeq lists its product as uncharacterized. The transcript has 4 exons. The record is from RefSeq and is a predicted model, not a curated record. Bases 1 to 426 code for a protein of 141 amino acids. NCBI's taxonomy places the organism in Eukaryota, Metazoa, Nematoda, Chromadorea, Rhabditida, Ancylostomatidae.
AUGCCGGAAAUCAAGGCCCUUUUAACACCGAAGGUUGCCAUUCCCGUCGCUUCUGGUGCUGUUCUGCUGAUCGCGGCAACAUUUGUAGCUGUUUUUUAUAUAAGAAAUCCAACCGUUGCUGAGAAUCUUUUCUCACACGAUGGCGAAACGACAACGACUACCGAUGAUGAUCGUCGACUUCACGCUGGGACUGUCGCAGGAGUUCCACAUCCUUCCACCUCCUCCGCUCAUUCUGUGAUGAUGACCACACGAGAACCUCCAGCAAACGGAAUCUCAGCGACGACAUCCAGUUCUGGAUCUUCAACAACAUCCCAUGCGACUAUGAUGAGCACCAUAACUGCUGGCGCUGCAAGUGGACAUCCAGGAAAUCUGGAUAGUUCCGCCUCAACCGUUCACGCUAUCGAGCCAACAAAACGCGAAAAAUAA